CAAGUGAAUUUAAAGUAGUUUUGUUUGUUUAUCUUGCAGCUUUUUUAUAGUAAAAUGUUGAGCAGUCUACAGACAGAAGAAAUAUACUGCAUGUUGGGCAAACUUUAAACUGUUAUUUUUUAAGACAUUUCAAUGGCGUGCACGAGUGCUGACCUGGAUUUUAAGGUAUUCAAAACCUAUUUAGUUACAUGAAGUCAUAAAACAGAUUUAGUUUCACCACCAAUUAGCUGGACCAGUCAUGGGAAUUCGUGCAAAAGCUACAGGGAGAUUAUUUUUCAGGGGAAAUGCACAAGACGGAGAAGGAGGAAUUCAAAGCCUCAAAUAAAACAAAUGGAGCUUGGCAUCCCGAGUGAGGAAGACGAGAGGUGAGAUAAAGAUGUAAAAAAAGAGAGGGAAUGAGGGAGAGUGGGGUGUGAUCAUGGCAAAAGAUGCAUAAACGGAGGGUGGGAGGGAAAGACGGUAAGACAGAAAAAAAGAGGUGGUGAAAGUGAGACAUAGGCAGGGAGGUAUGAAGAGAGGGAGGGAGUAAUAUAAGAGAGCCAGGCACAGAGGGAGAGGUGACAGUGAAGAUUAUCCUCUCUUCUCUGCCACCCUCACCAUGUUGGUCCUGCAGAUGUUGACUGUUCUCUCCUUCACUGUUGUCUUCCUGGCAUCUGUGGAAGCUAAAGGCGUGCAGAUGCAGAGGGAUGUCCAGUGCUGCAUGCUGUACUCCCAGGGCAAGGUGCGUACCAAAGAUGUGCUGCGGUUUGAGGUGCAGACGGAGGGGCCCGACUGCAGUAUACAAGCCAUCAUUUUUUACACAAAGAAGGCGGUGAAAUGUGCCGACCCCAGAGACCGGAAGGUGAAAAGGUUGUUGAGGAAACUCCUGCAGAGGCAAAGAACCAAAGCUCACCGAAACCCGUGGUUCUUCCGCCAUGACAACCUGCCCGUCAUGUCAGAGGACAAGAAGGAUAACUGGGCCAUCCUGAAUGUGGAGUGAUGAAGCAACAUGAGGUCUGCAGAAGAACUCGUAGUCAUACGCCAAGUAAAUGUCCAGCUGCUCGUUGUCUUGAUUUGACAACACUUGCUGACUCUCCAGUCGUCUUGUGUCUCUCUUUCUACCCUGUCUGUCCCUCUGGAACAAGACCUGGGCAGCAAUACAUACAUCACUGGCUUUAUAUAUUCCUCCAUGAACUGCUCUGAAAGCAUCCUGAUAAUGUGUCUGAAACACUCAUCAGGGUGUUUGUUAUUGGACUGAUCCUUCUAAAAAAUGGCUUAUACUGUUAUUUGUCGAAGUCUGCCUGAAAGCGUCGCCCUCCACGACGGUGUAACCAUGGCGACUGAUGUGAAAUCAGUGAAAUGGUGUCCUGAAAAACAAAAAAGCGUUGACAUUCAUAUAGUAUAUCAGCGAGAAUCUCUGUGCUUACUUGUGACUUGUAUAACUUAAUUAUGUAAUAAGACAUCACAGUACAGUAAAGUAGAUUUGUCACAUCGAGUUUGCAGAACAUCUGGGGGAACAUCACACUUAUAAAGCUGUUUUCCCUUUUAGAUAGUGGUGUGAAGCUAUUAAAAGUCUCGUUCGGGCUAUAUCUAACUGUAUGUGGAUUCAAAAAGGGACCAGAGUGAAGGUUUUUAUGUGGGUUCGCUCUAGUUUUUAACAGAGCAAACAAAGGUUCCUUAUCUUUUGUGCGUUGUCCAUAUUAACGGUUUAUACAACAACUUGAUUUUUUUUUUUUUUAAUUUGACCUUUCAACGUGAAUGCUUGAUCUAAAAAUCCAUUUGUGGUUUGGAUUUAAUGCUUGUCCGUCACCAAACUAUGCCAAAGUAUUCAUGAGUCCAUUCUUCACAUGACAAGGCUGUUAUUCUUAGAGGGCUCUGGUGUGUUUCGCACACACACAUUGUAUUGUAGAAGAAUGCAAUGUAUUUCGAGUAAAAUAUUUUAUAAAUUUAUCUGAAAUAUUAA
Oryzias melastigma (Indian medaka) is the source of this 1942-nucleotide messenger RNA. RefSeq names its product chemokine (C-C motif) ligand 44 (gene ccl44). The record is from RefSeq and is a predicted model, not a curated record. NCBI's taxonomy places the organism in Eukaryota, Metazoa, Chordata, Actinopteri, Beloniformes, Adrianichthyidae. Gene Ontology annotation, cellular component: extracellular region. Gene Ontology annotation, biological process: lymphocyte chemotaxis; immune response; G protein-coupled receptor signaling pathway. The coding region runs from base 599 to 979 and encodes 126 amino acids. The transcript is spliced from 5 exons. Gene Ontology annotation, molecular function: chemokine activity; CCR chemokine receptor binding.